AUGAGCACGCCUUUGCACAGCAUCUGGGCGUGGAUGAAGAAAUCGCUGAACAACGUGUCGUCGCCGUCCAAGUUUUACAGGAACAUGACGAAGCCUCCACUCCGCAUCCUGUGCUUCGGCAACUCUCUCACCCGCGGCUACCCCGUAGAGCACCCCUAUGCUCGCAAGCUGGCCAGCAAGAUCGAGCAGGCCUUCCCCGGACGCAAGGUCGAGUACGUCGUCGACGGCCUGCCUGGCGAUCUCGUCACUAUCGGGAAUUAUAUUCCUCGGAUGCAGAGCAAUUGGGCCGAAGGGAAAAAACCGUUCGACUGGACAAUUGUUCUUGGCGGAACUAAUGACCUCGGAUGGGGCCGAGAAGCAGAUAAAAUCAUUGAGGGUCUAGAGAAGUCCUGGGAUAUCCCACUGUCGAAAGGAGGGAAAGUCAUGGCGCUCACGAUACCGGAAACUAAGGGGAUUUUCCCCGACAUCACGGAGAAACGCACUAUAAUAAAUGAUGCCAUCAGAAUUUAUGACAGGGAGAACUACUUCCACUUUGAUCUGCACAAAGAACUCCCCUAUCACUCUCUGUCUCCUGAGGACCGCGCCAAAUACUGGAAUCCAGACGGCGUGCACCUCAAGGCUGCGGGCUACGAUCGCAUGGGCGAGAUGAUCGGCGACGCCCUGGUCCAAAUCCUUCGGCUCGCCGAGGCCCAAGAAGACGAGAUCAGCAGUGUCGUCUCGGACGCGCGACAGCGCAAGGCGAUCGAGGAACUGGUGUUCGAGGAGGAGAUGGGCGAUCCGCGGCUUCUGAGCCAGGGCUACAUCGUAGUUCGCAAGAAGGAUCUCAACUGAGAAAACCCCCAGCAAAUAGAUACGAUAGAAGUGAUAGAAUUUUAGCGAUGUUUUCUAAUCACUCAGUGCCCUGCAUCCCAUUAUUCCUACUCAGACGAUGGGGGCGGACGAGUAAAUUUCUAUCCUGCCUCCUAUUCAGUGAAAGAAACCCCCCAUCCUCCGAGCCUUUCUGUGCUCUGUUUAAUCUAACCCCUCAACGCCAUACUGUGCAAAUUAUGACCAAGUUCUGUUAUUACCAAUCCGAAACGUAGUAUGGUCUUUUUUCCCUCUAUAGUUGGUCAGACCAGUCGCGAGCCUAGUCUAUGCCUGACCAUGCCCAGCAAGAAAAACGCCACUUUGGGUUCAUAU
This is a messenger RNA of Xylaria bambusicola, 1179 nucleotides long. RefSeq names its product GDSL-like Lipase/Acylhydrolase. The transcript is spliced from 4 exons. Lineage: Eukaryota; Fungi; Ascomycota; Sordariomycetes; Xylariales; Xylariaceae. The record is from RefSeq and is a predicted model, not a curated record. Gene Ontology annotation, molecular function: phosphatidylcholine lysophospholipase A1 activity. Bases 1 to 831 code for a protein of 276 amino acids.